Molecule: messenger RNA, 726 nt
Organism: Aspergillus nomiae NRRL 13137
Lineage: Eukaryota; Fungi; Ascomycota; Eurotiomycetes; Eurotiales; Aspergillaceae
Product: cytochrome b561 domain-containing protein
Exons: 4
Coding region: 1-726 (241 amino acids)
Molecular function (GO): transmembrane monodehydroascorbate reductase activity
Source: RefSeq, a predicted model, not a curated record
AUGGCGUCUGCCACCGGGAUUCCCCAGGAACAUCCUCAGACUAUCGAGGCCCGAGAAGACGAGCCGCUGUUGGGCAGACCGGGCGAUGUCGUCCAGAAAGAGGAUCAAUAUAUCAUCUACAAUCUAUUCACCGGAACGGCCAGCCUGGCGCAGUUUGGAAUAUGGAUUAUCGCCAUCCUGGUCUGGGCAGGUAUCUUCUCCCAUCCGCUGAUACUCUUCUCUGCCCAUCCGCUCCUGAACUCAUCUGCGCUGCUCCUCCAGGUGCAAGCUGCACUCAUCCUCCAACCCACUGCGACACCCCAGCAGAAGCUCAAAGGAGCGCGCAUCCAUUACAUCAUCCAGGCCGUCAGUGUGGCGACCUUUAUCGCGGGCUUCAUCGUCAUCGAAGUCAACAAGGGCAACCAUGCACGCUUUACCUCGCCUCACGGCGUGAUGGGCUUGAUUACCUACAGUCUCAUCAUCAUCCAGGCCGCCGGGGGCGUCAUCCAGUACUUUGUCCCGGUUCAGGUCUUGGGCAGUGUGGAGAAUGGUAAGAAGCUCUACAAGUAUCAUCGUCUGUCCGGGUAUGUCUUGCUGCUUCUCGAACUGGUGACUGUUGCCGCUGCCACGCGGACGACCUUCAACUUGACUGUGCUGUCGAUUCCGCUGUGGGCAGUGGCUGUGGGCGCGGUUCUGGUGAUCUCAGGCGUUGGAGCAAGAGUCAAGAAGCACAAGUUGGGCCUAUGA